Molecule: messenger RNA, 1594 nt
Organism: Jaculus jaculus (lesser Egyptian jerboa)
Lineage: Eukaryota; Metazoa; Chordata; Mammalia; Rodentia; Dipodidae
Gene: Nup35
Product: nucleoporin 35
Exons: 9
Coding region: 45-1025 (326 amino acids)
Biological process (GO): NLS-bearing protein import into nucleus; nuclear pore organization; regulation of DNA-templated transcription
Cellular component (GO): nuclear membrane; nuclear pore central transport channel; nuclear pore nuclear basket
Molecular function (GO): single-stranded DNA binding; structural constituent of nuclear pore; phospholipid binding
Source: RefSeq, a predicted model, not a curated record
UAGGCAGGGUUUCCGCCAUUUUUGAAAACUGUGAACGUUCCGCUAUGGCAGCAUAUGCCGUGGAGCCCCAGGCGCCUACGCUGGGAUCUGAACCAAUGAUGCUGGGUUCACCUACGUCUCCAAAGCCAGGAGUUAAUGCCCAGUUCUUGCCUGGAUUUUUAAUGGGGGAUAUGCCGGCUCCAGUGACUCCACAGCCUCGAUCACUUAGUGGUCCUUCAGUAGGAGUAAUGGAAAUGAGGUCACCUUUACUUGCAGGGGGGUCACCACCACAACCCGUUGUACCUGCUCAUAAAGAUAAAAGUGGAGCUCCACCUGUUAGAAGUAUAUAUGAUGACAUUUCCAGCCCAGGACUUGGCUCAACACCUUUAACUUCAAGAAGACAGACAAACAUCUCAGUAAUGCAGAGUCCUCUUGUUGGAGUAGCAACAACAACUGUAACAGGGCAAAGUAUGUUUAGUCCAGCAAAUAUUGGUCAACCACGAAAGACAACGCUAUCUCCUGCCCAGUUGGAUCCUUUUUAUACUCAGGGAGAUUCUCUGACUUCAGAAGACCACCUUGAUGACACCUGGGUGACUGUGUUUGGGUUUCCACAAGCAUCUGCUUCUUAUAUAUUGUUACAAUUUGCACAAUAUGGAAAUAUCUUAAAGCAUGUGAUGUCUAAUACAGGAAAUUGGAUGCAUAUUCGUUAUCAAUCUAAACUGCAAGCUCGGAAAGCCUUAAGCAAAGAUGGGAGAAUAUUUGGAGAAUCUAUCAUGAUUGGUGUGAAGCCAUGUAUAGAUAAAAGUGUCAUGGAAAAUGGUGACAGAUGUGCUUUGCCAUCUCCAUCUCUAGCCUUUACGCCACCAAUCAAAACAUUAGGUACACCAACACCACUUGGAAGUACUCCUAGGAUUUCUACCAUGAGGCCUCUUGCUACAGCAUACAAAGCUUCCACCAGUGACUAUCAGGUUAUUUCUGACAGACAAACCCCAAAGAAAGAUGAUAGCCUUGUAUCAAGAGCCAUGGAGUACAUGUUUGGCUGGUAGUCUAACAAAAGCUAAGAACUUUGCUACCGAGGAGGAGCAGCUACAUUGAUGGGGAGUUAGCACAGUCCUGCCAGGUUGUUCUGGUUAGUUAUAUAACCAUUCUUGGUAGUGUUGAUAGGCACAUACUUUGAGACACUGUUGUGUAAGGAUACAACUUAUUUGUAGUUUGCACUUUAAAAGAAGCUUGAGAUCCACUUUGAAGAAACUGAAGAUUCCUCCAGAGAGCUUGUAUGCUCUCUGAUAAGUGUGUGCCUAGCACUGUGUGCUCAGUACCAACUGCGGGAAUGCAAUCAUCGAGUGUGAGUGUGCCUCAGUGGCUGCAGGACGAGGUGGUCUCGAGAACUCAUGAAGGAGGGAGGCUACCACUACCAACACACAGUGAUUACAAUUAGUAUUUUGAAUUAGUAAUUUGAAUUAUGGCCUUUUAAUUUAGAUACUAUUUAAUAAGUCUUAAUUAUCUUUGUAUGUCCUGUGAUGGAUUGUCACCUUUCAUUAUUCUAAAACCCAAGCAUUCUUUUAAACUGCUAAAAAUUCUUAAUAAUAAACUUUGUCACUUUAUAUGUAUCAAA